Molecule: messenger RNA, 1665 nt
Organism: Syngnathoides biaculeatus (alligator pipefish)
Lineage: Eukaryota; Metazoa; Chordata; Actinopteri; Syngnathiformes; Syngnathidae
Product: 4-galactosyl-N-acetylglucosaminide 3-alpha-L-fucosyltransferase 9-like
Exons: 3
Coding region: 149-1228 (359 amino acids)
Cellular component (GO): membrane
Molecular function (GO): alpha-(1->3)-fucosyltransferase activity
Source: RefSeq, a predicted model, not a curated record
AUUGUGCCGUCUUGUGAAGUACCUUGCCUGACCAACCAAGCUGGAAUAUCGCUUUUGUCCUCCACAACACUUGUCGCCAACGACUCUGCGGAGGAAAGUCUGCUUUGCUUGGAUUCCAGCUGCAAGUCCAAUCCACCAGGUCGUAGUAAUGUCAUCGGAACCAGUUCACAAGAUCGUACGACUGCUUCUUCUGGGCCUCGUCAUCCUAGGAUGUUUCAUGACUCCCUUUUUUAUGUAUUUUAAGCCAUCCAAAAGCUGUCUAUUUGCUUCUGUGGAGUCCAUCGCUCCCAGAGAGCGCAUCGAGGAGGUCUUGACCACGAAUGACCACAAUGACACCACGGUGCUCAUCUGGCUCUGGCCCUUCGGCAAGAAGAGGGAUAAAGUGAAUAUUUGCGCUUCGAAGUUUAGCAUUGACGGCUGCUUCAUCACAACGGACCGAAACCUCUACAACAAGUCGGACGGCGUCAUCAUCCACCAUCGUGACAUCCACUCUGACUUGUCCAACCUUCCACCGCACCAGCGUCCACCCUUCCAAAAGUGGAUCUGGAUGAACUGGGAGUCGCCUUCACAUUCUUCCAAGCUGGGUAACAUGAAGAACCUCUUCAACCUUACGCUCAACUACCGUCUUGACGCCGAUAUCCCAGUGCCUUAUGGCUCUCUGGUUUAUACCGAGGGUGAGGACAACUUUGCCCCGCCCAGCAAGGACAAGCUGCUCUGCUGGAUCGUGAGUCACUGGGAUGAGAACUUCGCACGCGUCAAGUAUUACAAUGAGCUGCAGAAGCACAUCAAAGUUGACGUGUACGGCAGGGCCUUCAACAAGUGCAUAACACCCCAGGAGUACGUCUCCACCCUCGCUAGCUGCAAGUUCUAUUUGGCAUUUGAGAAUUCCCUCCACAAGGACUACAUCACCGAGAAGUUCUACAACCCGUUGGGAGCGAGCACAGUACCCGUGGUGCUGGGCGCGUCGCGGGAGGAUUAUGAAAACGUCAUCCAGGGGGACGCCUUCAUCCACGUGGAUGACUUCGCGUCACCCAAGGAGCUGGCUGACUACAUCCUGCAACUGGACAAGAACGAAGAGAGGUAUCGAAGAUUUUUCGAGUGGCGGCGGCACUUUAAGGUGAAGAGGCCGGUGUUCUGGGCAGAGCACGCAUGCGUGGCCUGCGACUACCUGCGUAGGCACAGGAAGUACCAGGUGAUCCAGAACCUGGACAAGUGGUUCUGGGCCUGAGCCAUUUUGUGCCAGUGCUGAACGCUGUCUGAUGUUUAUUCCUCACCCUCACCGGGACCCGCACAUUUUCUUUCUGUAUUGAUCGAGUGACCAAUUUUAUUUCAUGUGUGCCACUUUUAAUAAGGCUUUUUUUUUUUUCCAUCGGGCCCCCUGCAAAAAUUGACUGUUCUACCCUAGAUUUAAACACACAUAUCUGUAGUUUCAAGUCAUUUCAUUGUUAAAAUGGGUUUAUUACUUUUUUUCAAAAGUAGAUCCGCUCACCCGUGUACUUUUGGGUAUUCGGCCUUCUGUGACUGUGAGCUUGGGGUAGAAAACGUUCUGUUGACUGCAAAUGACAAAGUAAGCGCCGACGCCGUUGUCGUCGUUCUGUGGAUCAAUGAAAGAAUUGCGAAUCUUUUCAGGCACCAUAGCAAUUAUCCGCCUGUAUCUUUUUAAGA